GGGGCUUCCUGCAGCCGCAGGGACGAGCUGGCCGGAUCAUGGCCCAGGGGACGGUGAUCCACGUGACCCCAGAGCAGCCCACCUACGCCGUAUGUGUGCUGGGCACCGAGCCCCAGCUGGAUGUCUGCGGCUCUGCCCCCACGGGCUGCACCUUCUUCAGCAUCAACGCCUCCCCAGGGGUGGUUGUGGAUGUUGCCCACGGCCCUCCAGCCAAGAAGAAUCCCACAGGUUCCUCCAAGUGGCCCCUGGACCCCGGGCUGGAGGUGAGCCUGAGGAUGCGGGCGGCCAGCAGCAGCAUGGGCGACCAGAAGGUUCAGAUUUCAUACUACGGACCCCAGACCAACCCAGUCCACGCGCUGCUCUACCUCACCGGGGUGGAAAUCACCUUGAGCGCGGACAUCACCCGCACCGGCAAAGUGAAGCCCACCAAAGCCGGGAAGAACCAGAGCACCUGGACCUGGGGCCCCCGCGGGCAAGGCGCCAUCCUGCUGGUGAACUGUGACAGGGACAACCCCCACACCUCCGCCAUGGACUGCACAGAUGACCGGGUGCCUGACGGAGCAGACGUGCAGGACAUGUCCCUGGUGACGCUGAGCACGCGGACGCCCCGGGACUUCUUCUCCAAGCACCAGCUGGUGCUCCACGUGGCCAAGUCCGAGAUGGACAAAGUCCGAGUGUUCCAAGCCAGCUACCAACGUGACUCAGCUGACAUUGGUUUGGCGACAAACCAAGUCCUUGACUCUGCCAAGGCAUCACCUCCUCCAGGUAGCCUUCCCUGGCCCUCUGGGCUUCCCUCCAGCACAGCACGUAUUGCCCUCUGUAAUGCUGACUGUCUUCGCUCCUCCCUACUCACCCAGCGACUGUGCACUCCCUGGGGACCAGGACAGGGACGGUCUUCUUGGUCUCCCCAGGUGUCAGCUUGCAUAGACGUGCAGGACAUGUCCCUGGUGACGCUGAGCACGCGGACGCCCCGGGACUUCUUCUCCAAGCACCAGCUGGUGCUCCACGUGGCCAAGUCCGAGAUGGACAAAGUCCGAGUGUUCCAAGCCAGCUUAACUUCUCAGCAGCUCACGAGCACCUGCUGCUAUGAGCUCCCCAAGGCCCUGGUGUUCCAAGACAGUGUGGCUUUCCGUGUGGCCCCCUGGAUCAUGACCCCCAACACUCAGCCCCCGAAGGAGGUGUAUGUGUGCAGGAUAUUUGAAAACGAGGACUUUGUGAAGUCAUUGACCGCUCUGGCCAAGAAAGCCAGGUGCAAGCUGACUGUGUGCCCCUUGGAGGAGAGCAUGGAGGACCAGUGGAUGCAGGAUGAAAUCGAGAUCGGCUACAUCCAAGCCCCGCACAAGGCGCUGCCCGUCGUCUUUGACUCUCCGAGGAACAGAGGCCUGAAGGAGUUCCCCGUCAAGUGCCUGCUGGGUCCAGAUUUUGGCUACGUGACUCGAGGCCCCCAAACAGGGGGCGUUACCAACCUCGACUCCUUUGGGAACCUGGAAGUGAGCCCCCCGGUCACAGUUGGGAAGAAGAAGUACCCGCUGGGCAGGAUUCUCAUUGGGCACAGCAUGUACCCCAGCGCCAAGAGCCAGGAGAUGCACCAGGCCCUGCAGGACUUCCUCGCUGCCCAGCAGGUGCAGGCCCCUGUGAAACUCUACUCCGACUGGCUGUACGUGGGCCACGUGGACGAGUUCCUGAGCUUCGUCCCCGCGCACAAGGGCUUCCGGCUGCUCCUGGCCAGCCCCAGGUCCUGCUACAAACUGUUCCAGGAGCAGCUGAAGGAGGGCCAUGGGGAGGCUCUGCUGUUCGAGGGGGUCAAGAACAAAAGGCAGCAGAAAAUAAAGGACAUUCUGUCAAACAAGAAACUGAGAGAACAUAACUCCUAUGUGGAGAGCUGCAUCGACUGGAACCGGGAGGUGCUGAAGCGGGAGCUGGGCCUGCGGGAGCGGGACAUCGUGGACAUCCCGCAGCUCUUCAAGCUCCGCACGGACUUCACAGGGACCCCCAAGGCCGAGGCCCUUUUCCCAAACAUGGUGAACAUGCUGGUGCUGGGCAAGUACCUGGGCAUCCCCAAGCCCUUCGGGCCCAUCAUCAACGGCCGCUGCUGCCUGGAGGAGAAGGUGCGGUCCCUGCUGGAGCCGCUGGGCCUCCACUGCACCUUCAUCGACGACUUCACCCCGUACCACCUUCAGCACGGGGAGGUGCACUGCGGGACCAACGUGCGCCGCCAGCCCUUCUCCUUCAAGUGGUGGCACAUGGUGCCCUGAGCCUGUCCCCUAGGCGUCCUCUUCCUUGGGAAGCUCCUGGCCAGAGGCUCUGGUCCCCUGCAGUGUGGCAUAACAAGAGUUCUUGGGGACACGUUGGCUCCCCAGGGGGAGGCCCCCCUCCAGGCAGUGGCUUGCUUCUGUCCCGUGUCCCCUCUGAAGAUCCCAAGAUGGUCCUGGCAUUGCAAACUCAGUUCUGCUGUGAGAAGCUGCAAUAAAGUUUCAUAAUAAUCACUUUGUA
Messenger RNA from Myotis brandtii (Brandt's bat), 2493 nucleotides. RefSeq names its product protein-arginine deiminase type-4. Gene Ontology annotation, cellular component: cytoplasm. The transcript has 18 exons. Gene Ontology annotation, molecular function: calcium ion binding; protein-arginine deiminase activity. The record is from RefSeq and is a predicted model, not a curated record. The coding region runs from base 39 to 2255 and encodes 738 amino acids. NCBI's taxonomy places the organism in Eukaryota, Metazoa, Chordata, Mammalia, Chiroptera, Vespertilionidae.